Messenger RNA from Callithrix jacchus (white-tufted-ear marmoset), 4236 nucleotides. RefSeq lists its product as uncharacterized. Lineage: Eukaryota; Metazoa; Chordata; Mammalia; Primates; Cebidae. The record is from RefSeq and is a predicted model, not a curated record.
UCCUUAUCCGGCCCCAGCCGCUCCAAGCAUUUUUUGGCAGUCAGGAUGGCGGAGCUGGAAGACAGCCGCCUCAGCUGGAAGGGCAGGCGGAGGCCGGUGUCUGCAAACCAGGCGGUGAGUCUGCAGAGGGAGGAAUGUGCCUGGUUUUGCCGUGGAUCCCGAGCGCUCAGAUGCAAAGAUUCCGAGAAGAGUGGCUGCAGUCUUGGGCAAAUUACUUCAUUUGAACCAGAACUCCUGCCUGCUCCGUGCGGACUGCUGAGCACGCUAUCUCCUCGAAACUGUCUGCUCUCAACCGAACACCCGCUCAGGAUCUCGGCCUCCAAGGACAUAGAAAGCUUCCUCCAAAUUUCCUGGGGGUCACGUUGGCACAAAUACCUUCAAACCGUUUGGGAACAAAAAAGACCUUUCUCACUUGGAAAGAAAUAUUUACUGCAGUCUUUUCUAAGUAACUUAAGUAACGUCUUAUCCGGCCCUCACCGCGUCCAGCCUAGAGGUCUGGAUCUUUGGUCGGCACUGGGAGAGCGAUCUCCAAGGUUCGUCGAGACCUUCGCUGCGUCAGCGGAUGGCCGGGUCUGCGGGCCUAACCCCUCAUUGCCCUUGGUCCUGAAGUUGCAGGGACCCCCAGCCAUCAGCACUGCCUCGGCGAAGUCCCGACUCGGCUCGCCUCACCCUGUGGAUAUGUGGGGGUUGGCUGGGGCCAUGGGCUGCUGGCCUUGCUCAGAAUCAGCCAGGGAACCGUAGCGAGGGCCGAGGCACAAAGCCGGCGCGGCGAGUCAGGACGCACGCACGCGACGGGGUCAGGAGUGGCGCGCCCUAGGAGCCAGGUCCAGGCUCUGGACCUCGCAGCCUCGCCUGGGUGUCAGGUUGGAGGUCCCUGGUUUGGUGGCUCCAGGUUGCAGGACUGUCAGGGCUUCAGCCCUCAUUGUGCCCUGCCCGCCUCUGGCGCUGCGUCUCUAAGCCCGUGCACUUAGGGCCCGGCAGUGCUGGUCUUUUUCCUGGGCAUCUCUCUCCAUCCUCCCGCCAACGGCCCAGGGCCCUAGGGAAGAGGGCUAGGGAGACUCGGUUGGCCUGCACAAGCUGAGCCUUUAUCCUAGAACGUGCCUCUAGGUUCUCCAACUUCCCUCUGCCUCCCUGUGCUCCUGCCAACCGGAGGCAAGGACCUUCUUACCUCUUAAUGCUGGCCACAUCCAGAGACCGCGCAAAGCCUCUGAGUCCGGGACCCUGAAACCACUCGUGGUCUUCCCCCUGCAGUCCUCCUCCUCUCCCUCCUGCCAGUCUUUUUCCCCUCGUGGCCCCUUCCUCUCUCACAAUCCCAUUUUACUCUGCCACCCAUUUUCCCUUCUACCCUCCCCCACUUCCUUUCUUCCUCACCUCCUCCCCCAUGUCCUCAGCUUCCUUUCUCACUGUCUUCACUCCUCCCCACCCGUUUUCCCUCUUACCCAUUUUCUCACUCUUCCCUCAUCUUGUUUCAUUCCCCCUUUCCCUCCCUUGACCCCUCCACUCUGAUGCUCUCAGUUUUUUGAUGGUGACCCCUGUAGAUGUUUGUUGUGAAGGAAAUCAGGGCAGCACAGGAAGGCUGCAGGAGGUGGGGUGAGACUAACUAAACAAGACCCCACUCCUGAGCCCCACACUCCUUCCUCCAUCCCACCCCUGUAUUUCUGACUCUCAGGGGCUGCUCAGUAAAAUGCCCAUGCACCUCUGGGGCUGGUGAAAGGGAAGCUACUCUGUGCCCUGCUCCAACUGGUAAGACCUCUCCCACCUCCCAGGCCGUCACUCUCUCAUAGCCUCAGCAGUGUGCCCUAGCUGGUCUGUGGGGCUCCAGGUGGUAGGCUUGGUGGCCUUCCCCAUGGAAAUCCCCACUCCAGGCAGAUCAUGAGGAGCCUCCGUUUCCUGCAAUUGUGGCAGUCUGAAGAGAACCGGAGCAGAGCUGGAGGUGACUAUGAGGCCUGGGCUCCAGGCAUCCCCUGAGAGCAGAUGGGGGCGCCCAGACCAGAAUGCCCCACCACCACUACACCACACAGGUGAGAGCAAACUGACCUUCCCUUCUUUCCCCAACCCCACUUUAGACUAGGGGUUGUAUCACCUUGAGAUCAACCCAACUGGAAGGUGUUUCAGAGAUUGCCUUAAAAUGCAAGGGCCAAAUCUAGAAGAGAGUGGUCCAGGCUUCUCACACCAGCCAAGGAUUGAGCACUCUAGCUGCUCUGGGUUUGCCAAUAAUCUCCUACCUUCUCCCUAACUGGGGCCAGUUGUGGGGGGCACUGAGUCACUGGCCUCUUGAAAGGAGACUAAGUCUCAUGCCUUCUCCUCUGGGAGCUGGGCUCCCCAGAUGCAUGGCAGGCAGUCAGCCACCCUCUACCCUUUACCUUCCAGCUGCAACCGUAUUUUUGAGAUUGGUGGCAGUUUCAUCUCCUGAGAAAGACAGGUUUCCAGUAGGUAGAUGGAGAGAUGACAUAGAUGUUUCUAUAGACUUGCCUUUCUCUUUGAGUGAGGAAGAAAGUGCUUUCCUGUGUGAACACAUGAGUGAAUGCACACGUGGAUGGGCAUGGGAAAGAAGGCACUCGGGACUCCCCAUAAAUGUAAACUCCACAUUAGGGCUCUGAUCUUCCAUGAUCUUUCAGAUCAUGUGGUCAUUACAGCAGGGCUGACCAACACUCAUUCUAAAUUCCCUCCCUCCUUUUUUCCCCUCACAAUAAUGUGAAUUGCUGGUAGUGACACAAGAUUUGGAGAUACAUGAUUAUAUGAUCCAAGAUGAAAAUUAACUUCCAUGACUGUCAGAUGCACUAUUUCUAUAAGACAAUUUAUGGGAUCAUUACAAUUAGCUUUGUACAAGGUGGUUUCAUAAAGGCCUGUCUAAGCUGUAGUCAGAGAAGAGGGAAUCGAUUAUUACCAGAGUUGUAAUGACCGUGUGUGUUUUUGAAAGUAAUAAAACUACAUUGAAAUAUUCUGUGAUUUAGACUUUUAAAAACUCCAUGGGUCAUGCCCUCAACACUAGUGUAGUAGAGAGGGUGGCCAAUGUGUAUAUAAGUGUAUGUAUUGUGCCCCCACAUGAGUGAGCAGAUGUGAACAUCUUAUACCUCUCACAACCAGUAAGUCAGUAAGCAUGUACAUGAGUGGCUGUAGACAGACCUCCUGAGCAUUCAUGUACAAGGGUUGCCUUGGUGACACCCUCCUCUGCAAGGACAGCCCAUAGAUGAGGAGGUUGAGUUUGCCGUAUGGGGUUCAGGGAGAUGGUGUUUUCUCUAAGUCAUAAUCAUACCUCAUGCCUCUGUCUUGGGCUGGAGCACUGGCCCUGUAGUCCACCAGAUCUAGGUGUGGAGUCCUGCUGUUUUUGUAGUCUUGUGACAUUGAGCCAGUCCUUCAACCUCGUUAAAUGGCAGUUUUCUCACUUACAAAAGAAGAUAAUAACGGUGUGGACUUUUUAGGCCUGGCAUAAGGAUUAAGGAAAUGAUGGAAGAAAAUCGCUUACAGAGCAUUCCACACCUAUGCGAGGAGAAAUGGUUCUUGUGGUGGUGCUGGGGGUGUGCGUGGUGAGAGGAUAUUGUUAGGCACAGAGGGGCCAAGCUUCUCCUCUAGCUGAGCAGAGACGGGAGAGUGAGGUUCCCAGGCACUCUUUUUUCACACUUAGAAAAGCAUUAAUUGUCCAUCAAAUUUUGUGCUUUUGUGAGGUCUUCAAACAAGGAGACUCAUUCUCUUAAUUAUUAAUUUUAGGAAAUACUCUCAAAAUGACCAGCAGCCUCCUUUCAGCCUCCCCACUCCCCAGUAGUCACUCUCCACCAUCUGAAGCCAAAGAAGCUGCAAACAAAACUGGCGCUCCAGUCCAGCUUCCCACUCCCACAAAUGCAUCAUUUUUAGCUGCUGUAAACAAAUCCCUGGUCUCCUGUCAUUGUUAUCGUGUUGAGAUAAAGAUCUGCCCAAUUAGCGUCCCUGCUGGAAAGCAAAUAAAUCAGCUGCUGGGGACCUACCCUUACGGUGGGCGGCCUUCUCUUACCCAGUCCUCGCCCUACACCAGGCUGUGCCCUCUUUCCUUUUCCCUCUGCGGUGGGUGAGAGCCUCUGGAUUUGCUUGGUUUCUUAUCUCUCUGCUUGGCCCCACACCUGCUGUGUGACUUUAGGCAAGUUACUUACCCUCUCUGAGCCUGUUUCCUUUCCAUAAAGGAGUUAAUGAUGACUACCUUUUAGGGUUGUAGUGAGCGGCUAUAACAAUAGAAAUAAUAUAGCUGACAACAAUAACAUUAAC